AUGGAUACCAGAUUCAACUCCAUGUCAUAUCAAUUUGUCACAAAAUAUACCACAGCAAGUUCCGUACGACAAGUUUCAUUUGGAUGGAUAGAUGCGGAUGUUCACAUUCAGUUAAGCAAACGCUAUUCAAACGUUGAGCAACUUGGCGAGGGAGGCCAAGGUAUGGUUUACAAAGUGUUCGAUCACAGGUCCAAGAAAAACAUUGCACUAAAGGUUUCCAAGACAUCUGACUUGAAUUCUGCUAUUGAUGAAGUGAUGACUAUGGCAAAACUGACACAUCCACAUAUUGUUCCUACGUAUUAUGCCUUUCCAGUUGGAGUUGACACCAUUUGCAUUGAGAUGGAAUUAUUGAAAGGGAGUUUGAAACAGGAGUUCAUAGAACGGAAAAUCGUGGUACCUGAGAAAAUAUUAACCCAAAUUAUUGAACAGGCAUGUUUGGCUCUCAAAUAUUUGCAUGAGGAUAGAAAAGUGUUGCAUAGAGAUGUUAAACCCAUGAAUAUUCUUGUGAAAGAAUAUGAAGCUGAGAAACAAGAAAUUAUUAUCGCGUUAGCUGACUUUGGACUAGUUAAAUCCAUCAAUAAUCUUACCAAUAACACAGACAAAGUAGGAACUGCAGAAUUUAUGGCUCCCGAAUUGCUGGCCAACGAACAAGACAAGUUUUCUUCUGCAAUAGAUGUUUUCGCUUUGGGUGCAACAUUGUACCAGUUGAUGACCUUGGACGAACGCACAACUCUAGGUGUGCUCAUGCAGGAACUAAAUAAGGAAGAAAAUCCAGCAAUGUCAUUCGUGAGACUAUUGGCACAAAAAUCAGAAAGACGUUAUUCAGCAGGGUUAAUGAAAUUAGUUUCCGAGAUGCUACGUCUAAGGGCAAGCCAAAGAAUAUCAGUUCAAAACAUUCUUACAAAAAUCCAUGAUCCGAAAAAAAACUAA
Molecule: messenger RNA, 930 nt
Organism: Naegleria lovaniensis
Lineage: Eukaryota; Heterolobosea; Eutetramitea; Acrasida; Naegleriidae
Exons: 2
Coding region: 1-930 (309 amino acids)
Biological process (GO): protein phosphorylation
Molecular function (GO): ATP binding; protein kinase activity
Source: RefSeq, a predicted model, not a curated record